AUGACGACAAUUAAAGCUGAAACUCAAUUGCAAUCAAUUCCAAGUGAUGCUCCUGAGCACUGUCCUGGCCCUGAAAGUGAACAGGCAGGCAAAGUUGAUUCCUGUGCAGGCUGUCCUAACCAAUCCAUCUGUGCAACAGGCCAAAAAGCUGGUCCAGAUCCAGCAAUUGCAUUAAUCAAUGAACGGAUGGCCAAAGUAUCCAAACGGAUUUUGGUGUUGAGUGGCAAGGGCGGUGUCGGGAAAAGUACUGUCACAACCAACCUUGCCUUUGCAUUCUCAUUUGACGAAGAUGUUCAAGUGGGUGUUAUGGAUCUAGAUAUUUGUGGACCAUCAAUGCCAAAAAUGCUUGGCGUGGAAAAAGAACAAGUACAUCAAAGCAAUAUUGGAUGGUCGCCCGUAUAUGUCAGUGAUAAUCUUGCAGUAAUGUCAAUCGGAUUUAUGCUUCCAGAUCCAGAUGAAGCAGUAAUUUGGCGAGGUGCAAAGAAAAACGGACUCAUUAAACAAUUCCUCAAGGAUGUCAAUUGGGGGACUUUAGAUAUUAUGCUGGUAGAUACACCUCCAGGUACAUCAGAUGAGCAUCUCUCUGUAGUGCAAUAUCUCAAGGAAUGUGGCAUUGAUGGCGCUGUCAUUGUCACUACGCCUCAAGAAAUGUCACUCCAAGAUGUGCGCAAGGAAAUCAAUUUUUGUAAAAAAGUCGGUGUACCUAUUAUUGGCGUUGUUGAAAACAUGUCUGGCUUUGUGUGUCCCAAAUGUACAAAAACAUCCGCCAUUUUUUCUCCGUCAACUGGCGGUGCAGCUAAAAUGGCCAUGGAAAUGGAUAUACCGUUUUUGGGAUCUAUUCCCAUGGAUCCUCGGCUAGGUCUGUCUUCUGAUCAUGGUCGUAGUUUUCUUGACGACUUUGCUGAAUCGCCUGCAAGCAAAGCAUAUAUGAGCAUUGUGGAUAAAGUUCGAGCGUUUAUUGAUGAUGCUUCGAAUUUAAAUUCUAAGCUUGAUGUGCAAGCAAAACCUCAACCAACAGCAAAUCCAUAG
Messenger RNA from Batrachochytrium dendrobatidis JAM81, 1029 nucleotides. RefSeq lists its product as uncharacterized. The transcript is spliced from 5 exons. Gene Ontology annotation, cellular component: cytosol. Gene Ontology annotation, molecular function: ATP binding; 4 iron, 4 sulfur cluster binding; ATP-dependent FeS chaperone activity. Gene Ontology annotation, biological process: iron-sulfur cluster assembly. Bases 1 to 1029 code for a protein of 342 amino acids. The record is from RefSeq and is a predicted model, not a curated record. Lineage: Eukaryota; Fungi; Chytridiomycota; Chytridiomycetes; Rhizophydiales.